Molecule: messenger RNA, 2329 nt
Organism: Choloepus didactylus (southern two-toed sloth)
Lineage: Eukaryota; Metazoa; Chordata; Mammalia; Pilosa; Megalonychidae
Gene: HLX
Product: H2.0 like homeobox
Exons: 5
Coding region: 365-1858 (497 amino acids)
Biological process (GO): regulation of DNA-templated transcription
Molecular function (GO): sequence-specific DNA binding; DNA-binding transcription factor activity, RNA polymerase II-specific
Source: RefSeq, a predicted model, not a curated record
CCCGGCCCCUGUUUCCCCGGCUUCCCGCGCGUAUGCAGAACUGCGGCCCCCGCCCGCCUCACGCAGUCUCCACUUCGCGGCUGCAGGGCCCCUCACCCGCCUCCAGCCCGCGGGGAGCUCGGGCGCCGCGCCGCUUUUAAAGUGAGGCCAGGGGCCCGGGCGGUGACCGGCCGGGAUCUGGCCCUCGCCUCCUCCCUCGGUGGCGCAAGGGCUCGCGGGCCUCUCUUCAGUCCGGACGGAGAAGCGAAAGCGGAUCAUUGUCGGCUGGGCCUCCGCCUUCUCUACGGCUCAGCGCGCCCCUCCCGGCGCGCCCACCUACCCGGCCCGGCCAGGCAGCGGCGGCCGCGCGGCGCGCCCCGCCAGGAUGUUCGCCGCCGGGCUGGCUCCUUUCUACGCCUCCAACUUCAGCCUGUGGUCGGCCGCUUACUGCUCCUCGGCCGGCCCGGGCGGCUGCUCCUUUCCCUUAGACCCCGCGGCGGUCAAGAAACCCUCCUUCUGCAUCGCAGACAUCCUGCACGCCGGCGUGGGGGAACCGGGAGGGGCCCCCGAGGGCCUGGCGGGGGCCUCGGCGGCAGCCCUAACCGCACACUUGGGCUCGGUUCACCCGCACGCCUCUUUCCAAGCUACUGCCAGAUCCCCUCUUCGACCCACUCCGGUGGUGGCGCCCUCCGAAGUCCCGACUGGCUUCCCGCAGCGGCUGUCUCCGCUCUCAGCCGUCUACCACCACCAUCAUCCACAGCAACAACAGCCGCAGCAGCAACAGCCGCAGCAGCAACAGCCACAGCAGCCACAGCCUCCGCCUCCGCCCCGGGCCAGCGCCCUGCAGCCCCCUGGCUCCGGGGCGCGGGUGAUCCCGAACCCUCACCAUAGCGGCUCGGCCCCGGCCCCCUCCAGCAAGGACCUUAAAUUUGGAAUUGACCGCAUUUUGUCUGCAGAAUUUGAUCCCAAAGUCAAGGAAGGCAACACUCUGAGAGAUCUGACCUCCCUGCUGACCGGCGGGCGGCCCGCGGGCAUGCACCUCCCCGGCCUGCAGCCCUCCGCCGGCCAGUUCUUCGCGUCUCUAGAUCCCAUUAAUGAGGCUUCUGCCAUCCUGAGUCCCUUAAGCUCGAACCCGAGAAAUUCAGUUCAGCAUCAGUUUCAAGACACGUUUCCAGGCCCCUACGCCGUGCUCACCAAGGACACCAUGCCGCAGACUUACAAGAGGAAGCGCUCAUGGUCGCGCGCUGUCUUCUCCAACCUGCAGAGGAAAGGCCUGGAGAAAAGAUUUGAGAUUCAGAAGUACGUGACCAAGCCGGACCGAAAGCAGCUGGCGGCGAUGCUGGGCCUCACAGACGCACAGGUGAAGGUGUGGUUCCAGAACCGGCGGAUGAAGUGGCGGCACUCCAAGGAGGCUCAGGCCCAGAAGGACAAAGACAAGGAGGCGGUCGAGAAGCCGUCAAGUGGAGCCCCAACUGCCGACGGCGAGCAGGACGAGCGGAGCCCCAGCCGCUCCGAGGGCGAAGCCGAGAGCGAAAGCAGCGACUCCGAGUCUCUGGACAUGGCCCCCAGUGACACGGAGCGAACUGAGGGAGCUGAGAGGUCUCUGCACCAAACGACCGUCAUCAAGACCUCGGCCACUGGCGCCCUCAUCUCCGCCUGCAGCGGUGGGAACGGUGGAAGUGGCGGCGGCGGCGGCAGUUUUAGUUUCAGCAGCGCCAGUAGCCUUAGCAGCUGCAGCAGCACUAGCGCGAGUACCGCCAGCAACCUCAGCAGCAGCAGCGGCGGCAGCUCGUCGGAACCGUUUUCCGAGCUCCAGCCCACCCUCAGCAGCGCUCCCCAAAGCCCCGAGUCCGCCCAAGCGCCCCUGGGCAGUUUAUAGACUGGGAGAGGGCGGAAGGGGGCCUGGGGCGCGGCGUGUAGCAGUCUAGCCGCUGGCGGGAUUUUUCUGCCCACUUUUGCUGGCGGAGCCUCCUGCUGUACGUUCGUUCACACCUGGUGCCUCCACUGCCCCCGCUGGCCGCAGCCCCAUAACACUUAGAGCGGAGAGAAGUCUCAGUACCGCCAGCUCCAAAAUCCCCCAGCGCCGGUCGAACCACGUCUCCCCAGAAACAAGCAGCUCGCACUGUGAAGUGUUUGAACUGUUCCUCUCCCCACCAGGGGUCGUGGCGCAAAGACGUGUUGCAGUGAGGACGCCUCAAACGUUUGGAUCCUUGGAGUUGAAAGGCAGUUUCCCCAUCCCACAGCAGCUGGGAAAAAGUAAACUUACUUUGUCUUCAUGAUGCUACUGGGAUGGGCCACUGGAAUUUUUUGAAAAGGCUGACAGUCAACCCUCUGUUGGAUCCUCCUUCCC